ACAGCAGCUACCACUCUUCUUCUCAACCUUUCCUCUCCUGGAAAGGUCUGCUCCGGGCACAUGCACCGAGGGUUUGCUCGGAUUCCCGCUCGCAUCGACGGACAGGGCCAGGGCCGGGGAGUGACUCGCAUAUCCGCAGGAGGAAGUUGACCAGUUAUCGUAGUUCAGCCGACCCUGCAGUCAGACAUUCCAACACAUUGAACCAGUCAAGCCUGUAAUGGGAAGACUUCAACAGGUGCCACACAGAUGGGUCUGCAGAACCAGAGAGAAUCUAUAACUACAGUACGAGCAAAAAUCACAUUACCUUAUUGGCCCCUGGUAGAUCCAGAGCAACUCACAAAACAUAAAACAACAGGAAUUUAAAACUAAACAGUCAGGCUCAUAACUGAGCAAGCUAACAAUUAGCAUUGUCAACUUGCGUUUAUUACUUUACAGUACUGUUAUCAAUAGAAUGGCAAUUUCUAAGUGAAUGGAAUAGAUGUAUACCGAGUCUAUGAAGUAAACCGAUUUUAUGAAAAUACACUGAGACGAUAAAGAAGACCGCCUUCUUUCCCGUUGCCAGUAAUGGGAAACAAGGUCAUUCAGAUCCUGGGCUUCUUCCUUGGCCUUCUGGGACUGCUGGGGACGACGGUCGCCAUGGUGAUGCCGCACUGGCGCCGCUCUGUGUCGGUGGGCUCCAGCGCCCUCACCGACACGGCCUACAUGAAGGGCCUUUGGAUGGAGUGCGUGUGGCACAGCACGGGCAUCUACCUGUGCGAGAUCCACCGCUCCCUGCUUGACCUCCCCCGAGACCUGCAGGCCGCCCGGGCCCUCAUGGUGCUCUCCUGCCUGGCCUCCAUGCUGGCGGCGGCCCUCUCCACCGUGGGCAUGGACUGCACCAGCUGCGCCCGUGGCUCGCCCGCCAAAACGGCGUUGGCGGCCGCGGGAGGGGCGUGCUACAUCGUGGCGGGCCUCCUCUGCCUGGUGACCUCGUCAUGGACCACCAACGACAUCAUCCGAGACUUCCCCAGCCACCUGCUGCCGGGCGGGGUGAGGUACGAGAUCGGUCAGGCCGUCUACGUGGGCUUCGUCUCCGCCGCCUUCAGCGUCGCGGGCGGGGUCGUGCUCUGCCUGUCCUGCGGGAAGUCGCCCAAAUACUUCCUCUGCCGUAACGAGACCCACGACGCCCUGCAGCUGCUUCCCAUUAAAUACCAACCCCCGGUCGCCGAAACGGGGAACGACAAUCCCGCCGGAUUGUCCACCUCCACGAGCGAAUAUAAAUUGAAUGACUUGAGUGUGAGCAGGGAUGGACAGGCCCCAUUAUCGGAGAGAUAUAAUAGCUUGAAUCUGCAGCCGCCGAUUUUUGAAAACUGUGGGCCAGUUACACAGACAAAGAUAGUACUGGAGUAAAUUGACUUCAUCUGUGAAACUGGCCCUAAAUGCGUUUGACCUAGAGUAUCAAAUGUCUGCAUUUAGCUCCUUUCGCAUCUGUUUGUCAUUAGUGCAGUGCUCUUAGCCUUUGACAGCAUGUUUAUGUCAUUAGUGCAGUGCUCUUAAACUUUGACACCAUCUUUAUGUCAUUAGUGCAGUGCUCUUAGCCUUUGACAGCAUCUUAAUGUCAUGUGUGCAGUGCUCUUAGCCUUUGACACAAUCUUUAUGUAACUUGUGCUGUGCUCUUAGCUUUUGACACCAUCUUUAUGUCAUUAGUGCAGUGCUCUUAGCCUUUGACAGCAUCUUAAUGUCAUGUGUGCAGUGCUCUUAGCCUUUGACACAAUCUUUAUGUAACUUGUGCUGUGCUCUUAGCUUUUGACAGCAUCUUUAUGUCAUUAGUGCAAUGCUCUUAGCCUUUGACAGCAUCUUUAUGUCAUUAGUGCAGUGCUCUUGGACUGUGACAGCAUCUUUAUGUCAUUAGUGCAGUUCUCUUAGCCUUUGACAGCAUCUUAAUGUCAUUAGUGCAGUUCUCUUAGACUUUGACAGUAGAUUUAUGUAAUGUGUUCAGUGCUCUUAGACUGUGAGAACAUCUUUGUCAUUAGUGCAGUGCUCUUGGGCUUUGACAGCAAAGGAGAUAUUCAGUACUAAUCAUAUAACUGUCUUCCAUUGUCAUUCACUGGAAAAGCCUUUAAUACUGAAGCCAUCAAACAAUCUGGGGCUCAUUUCACAAGAUUUACGGCAUGCGAGCUGAUGCCAUAUAUUUCUCCUGCUCUUAUAGGAGCAUUUCACAAAGACCUCACAAUUGCAAUUGAACGCAGGUCGCAAGCAUGUUCAUGUAGGCAAUCAGUAAAUCAUUCUCAUCCACCUGCCUCUCUUUGGUUUUGUAUCGUACUUUUGUGCACAGCAUUGUAGCACUCCUUACCUACUUGAGCUGUCCUUGUGUGUCCAAGGGGUGGAAAAAUUCUGUCUGAUUAAAUUAGAAUUAUAGGCCUAUGUAACAUAAAAAUAAAAAUUUUAAUUUAGUAUUUUAUUUGUCUCCCUGGUAUACCUAAUAGCCUACAAUUUAUAGUAACGUUAGGCAUUUUUCAAUUUGUAAUAUUCAAAUCAAACCUACCUGCCACCUAGAGCAAUGCAGCACCAUACUUGAUCUGACGGAUACGAGUCCUGGAUCUCAUGAAUGAAAUACUUCCCCAAACAAGCUAAGGUAAUUAUGUCAUAGUGAGCUAGAAUAUAGUUACCCUCAGUAGGAAGAUUUGUUUUGGGUGGAGAAUUAGUGAAUUAUUAAUUAUAUUAAAGUAAUCAUUUUCUCUACUUCCAGCUAUUCCCAUGGUCUGUCAGCAAUGCCGAAUUUGGAAGAAUCCAAAGGAUCCAAGUGUGUUUGUGACUUUGUGCGGGCGUACUUCCUGUCACUCAUUUUUUGGUCUGACCAAUCAGAUGGCUUGAAUUUUUGGUUCAACCAAUCUAUUCCUAAUGUAAGGAUAUGGUAUUACAUACCUUUAGAUAUGAGAAAGAAAAUAUGGCAAUGGCAGGAAAUAAGGUAGCCUACUUUAUUUCAUACAUUAAUAAGAGAAAUACUGUCCUUUUAAUAUCACAGUUACGAAAUAGCCUACUCUUAGGUUAACUUUAGGUAUACUUAAUUACACUUUCACAUGAGUAGAACUCUUACUGGAGUAAUAUUCCACUGAGGUUUUUCAAAAAUUUGGACCCUUUAAAUCCAUAUAUAAUAAUCAUUAUAAUAGAAAAAAUAAGACUAAUUUUAAUGUGGAAAUAGCUGAUAAACAAAUAAUCCUAUCUAAAGUGCACCUUUAAAUAUUUUUAACAACUUUUUUAAACAAUGAGGCUGGAGUACAAUUUGAAAACUGGGCCCAUAGAAUCAUCCUGACUGACAGGAACCCUCAAAAAUGAAGUUGCGCUGGAGUGAAGUAGCCUGGAGUAGUGAGGCCCAAAUGACUGUGUCAUCCGAGAUUAACCACAGUACAUAAUAGCCUAGCUCAGGGGUCGGCAACCCUGGUCCUGGAGAGCCACAGGAUGUGGGAUAGGCUCCAGCCCCCCUGCGACCCUGUUCAAGAUAUGCGGGUUAAGAUAAUGGAUGGAUGGAUGGAUGGAUAGAAUUAAAAUGGACAAAAUAUAUAUUUAGAAUAUAUAAUGAUAAUAUAUAAUUCCUCCACAAAUUUGAAGUGAACAAUGGGCAUUCUAUCAAUGCUAUUCUGAGUUAGCACGUUUUUGGAAUUCUAAACUAUUAUGGAUUUGAUUCGGUGGAUUCUCACCGUGAAAAGGACACCGACAUUACUCUGUUUUGUGUAGUUUGUGGAUUCCAAAAAUGCAAAGAAGGUGUGGCCCCCCAUGCUUGUUUUUUCCACCCUACAUAAACAAAAUAAGGAACUGUUGUCACUAAAGCGAUGGCAUUGUAAAAUUAUUUAUACAGCUAGAACUGCAAGUUUUAGUUGCAGUUUUAUUUGCAAUUCGUAAGCAAUACAUUUUUGUCAAAUGCAUUUUGAUAACAUAUUGCAAUCUGAAAAUGAAAAUCCUAGCAAAUCGCUUUCGUCAAAUGAGGCCCAUUGCCCAGACUGCAGGUCCACAUAUCAUAUAAACGGUGGGCAUGCUGGUGGAAGAAAUGUCUAUGUAUUGUGUUAUUUACUUUUAUUAUUGCAGCUGUGUUUAAAGUUUAUUUGACUGUUUCCCCUUAUCCAUUGUCACUUAAAACAUUCACUCUACAAAUUAGGCAUGUCUUCUAUUUGUCUAUCUCUCAAUCAUUAUGAAAUUUUCAUUAAUAGUCAUACUGCUCUGUAAACAAUAAACUGCUAAAUAAUGCUGAUGUCUUUUCAAUGUUGAUUUUAUGAAUAGGUUACAUAACUUAAGUAUGUAUAUCUGACACCUACAGUAUGUCCAGUGGUCUAACCAAUAAAACAGUCCAAUUAUG
This is a messenger RNA of Conger conger (European conger), 4330 nucleotides long. RefSeq names its product claudin-14-like. The record is from RefSeq and is a predicted model, not a curated record. The transcript is spliced from 2 exons. Gene Ontology annotation, cellular component: bicellular tight junction; plasma membrane. The coding region runs from base 565 to 1389 and encodes 274 amino acids. Lineage: Eukaryota; Metazoa; Chordata; Actinopteri; Anguilliformes; Congridae. Gene Ontology annotation, molecular function: structural molecule activity. Gene Ontology annotation, biological process: cell adhesion; bicellular tight junction assembly.